Messenger RNA from Cynoglossus semilaevis (tongue sole), 2717 nucleotides. Its product is annotated as tripartite motif-containing protein 14. Gene Ontology annotation, molecular function: zinc ion binding; protein binding. Bases 54 to 2309 code for a protein of 751 amino acids. The record is from RefSeq and is a predicted model, not a curated record. NCBI's taxonomy places the organism in Eukaryota, Metazoa, Chordata, Actinopteri, Pleuronectiformes, Cynoglossidae. The transcript is spliced from 7 exons.
GCCCCGCCCCCUUCGCGUACCGGAAACAAAACUACAACUUCUGUCACAACAAAAUGGGAGCGACGCAAGGGACUCCAACCCGAUGUCCUCUUUGCAACGGUCUGACCGAGGACCCCGUCAUCCUCAGGUGUGAUCACCGCUUCUGCUCACGAUGUAUCGGGGACCUGUGGAGCGUCACCCCGAAAGGGCCGUAUCACUGCCCGCAGUGGAAGUGCAAAACUGUCUACAAGACUCUACCGUUCGAUCGCAGUUUAAUGAAGCAGUGGUCCAGUCAGAGUCCAUGGUCUGAGCCCUCCAACAACACAGCCCCGUUGAAAAAUGAUGAGCGUGGAUGUUUCCCAGUGUUGACAAGGCCUUCACUCACCAGUCGACUCCUGGGGAAGAGAAAGUCCAGCACCUCAAUAACAGAUCAACCUGGCACUAAACGAUCAGCAGUGUACUUUCCCAGUGAUCAGUCUGAUAACAGUGAGACUCCGUCCACCUCCAGCUCCCAUGAAUCUGAGCAGUCAACCACUGUGAAUCCUCCAAAGUCUGAAGUCCACCCAGAAUCUACACCGCCGGUUCCUGGUGACAGUUUGUCAUCCUGCAACGAUUCCAGCAGUGAGAUGUUACCUGAAUGUAAUGUGCCAAAAAACCUUUCAGUCCAGCAGAGCCAAAGCAAGCCAGAGGUUAUCACACUGGAUGACCAUGACAGCUCCAGUGAAGUAGAUAUAUGUGAUGCUCCUCUUCUUGUCAUCUCUGCAAAAGGAGCUGGAGACUCAGAACUUCAUACAUCACCAAAGCAAGCCACCUCUCCUCCUAAAUCUGGCUCCUCUCCUGAGGUCCCAAUACCAAGCAAAAAAGAAGGUGCACCUGUACAACCUGCCAACUCAUCUGUGCCUUCCACCAAACACAGUUCAAGCAGUUACUUUUCAAUGCAAGAGCACAAAAACACCAGCAGUGUGCACUGCCACUACUGCCCCAAGUCUGUAUGUGUGUCUGCUGUGAAGACCUGUCUGGUGUGUGGCGCUUCUAUGUGUACGGAGCACCUCCGCCCCCACCUGGAGUCUCCUGUCUUUCAGAAUCACACACUGGUCUCUCCCAUGGAGGACAUUUCUGCCUGGAGGUGCCAGGAGCACCAGGAGACAAACAGAAUCUACUGUCGGCAGUGUAGAGUGUGUGUGUGCACAGUGUGUACUGUCAUCGGCCCCCACUGCGACCACGUCUGCAUCAGCAUAAAGGAGGCGGAGAGGGAGCUCAGGGGUAAUCUAAAAGAAGAGAUCAAACAGCUGCAGCACGCCGAACAUCAGGUGAAGAACAGAGUGGCUGAACUCACACAGAGGAAAGAGACCUCCAGUGAAAUUUUAAGCCAGGCCCGAGAAGGAGUGAAACAGCAGUAUGGAGCCAUCAGGGAGGUUCUGGAGCAGGAGGAGCAGUCAGCUCUUGGGUGUGUGACGAAGGAGGAGAACAGGGUGAUGGAUGGACUGGGGGAGGAACUCAGUCAGCUCCAGCACUCCCUGCUGUCCAUUCAGAAGGGUCUCCAUACUCUAGAGGGACUGUCUGAUACCAAGUCAGACAUGCGCAUUCACGACCAAUCUUUUAUCAUGGAGUACAACAGAGUCGCCCAGCUGGCUAGUAACAUGACUGGUUGUGUGGAGCAGUUGGAAGCUCCGGAGGAAGUAGAUCGAAUUCGGUUGAAAUGUUUGCAGAGGUGGACGGAGAAACGACUGGACUCAAUCACCAGCUCUGAGCCCGACAAAGACAGAGACCUCUACAGACUGCACUAUGGCAUCAUCCCCAUCCUGGAUCCAGACACGGCACAUUUGAAGUUACAUCUGUCAGAGAACAACAGGACGGUGACCUACACUGAUGCGCAACAGUUCUACACUGAGCACGAAGCUCGCUUCAGCUGCUUCCCACAGGUCCUGGCCUCCUGUGCUCUGGAGGGGGGUUGCUGGUACUGGGAGGUGGACGUGUCCGUGGACGACGGCCGCUGGAAGGUAGGGCUUUGUGAGGGACAGAUGGAGAGGAAAGGUCAGAAGGACAACUCCCGUCUGGGCUUCAACACUCACUCCUGGUGCCUGGCCUGUGAUAGAAAGAAAGUAGAUGCCCAGCACAACAAAGUGUGUGUUCCUGUGGCUGUAGAGAGGCUGCACAGGGUGGGAGUGUUCCUCAACUUCGACGAAGGGAUUUUGUCCUUCUUUAAUGUGACACCAGGGGGCAGCCUCGUACUAUUGCACUCCUACAAGCACAGGUUUUCUGCUCCUCUCUACCCAGCCUUUUCUGUGUCAAAAACACACCUGGCUAUCUGUGAUCUGUUCCAGAUCUGAGCCGUGCAGCGUUGAUAGGCCAGUUCUGUUGUGGAACUGCAGACAAGUCGGAGCAAGUUUUUAGUAAAAUAAUUUCAUCUAUAAAUUUGUGGCAGUUUGCUAGUUUUCAGGAAUUAUUUUGUAUUGUGAAUCAUUUCCUACUGUUGCAUAAAUGUGUUUUUAUAGUAUUAAUAGUGCUGGAAGUACACAGUUCUAGACAUGUUAUUCACACAUUAUAUAUUUACAUUCCAUCAAAUGACAUUUUUAUUUUUUUUAAGAUGUUAAUCAUUGGAGAAAAGUUUUAAAUGUAACAAUGACAAAAUGACUGGAAAUAUUACCUGUUUGAAUGUGUUUUUAAAAUCAUGUUUUAAAUCUUCUGAGCCAUUUUAUCAAAUUAAAAGUUUUAAUUAAUUGAAUACUUUUUGCCUU